CCUUGGCGAGCGGUGUGGAAUCGUCAGUAUCGAGUACGCAGUCCAUACUUUGCACCUAUAAACGCGCCGGCAAAUGGGUAGGUGGGUUGCUGGGUGGUUGUUCUGUUGACACCAUAACACUCAUGCCAGCUGCCUACUCAGCAUCGCCACGGAAGUUUAUAAAAGUUCGCCCCUGCCAAAAAUAGCGUUGAUUCGGCAGCGCGAAGGUGUUUUUCGCACACAAAACGUUUUCCCAAACUCUUGCAAGACGCUAAUAAUUAGGCAAAUUUCUAGCCUGCAUAAUCACUAACAUUCGACAGUUUUAACUAAAACCGUGCAAAUAAUACUUGAAGUAGUGCCAUUAUAGUUAACGAGCGUAGAUAAAAUAUCGACAAACGGUUGGCCAAUAAAGAUUAUCUUUAUGAGGUGAAAAUCUCCGUUUAGCAGGCACCCACUUAAUGGACGCAUAAUUAUAAAUCAGUCGCUCGCGUGUUAUACACCAGAGAAAACAGCAUUAGGAGUGCCUCUACUGUAGUGGGUCGCGGAGUGGAAGAAUAAUUAAAUUUGACUAGUCAUAACUUUUAUUAAAAUUACUCGCAGAUCAUUUCAUCGCUUUCAACUACCUACAUCGAAUGAAAUGGCUUCGUUCGGUGCCCCCGACUACGGAAUCGUUGCGAUUGUGCUAAUUGCUUCAGCAGCUAUUGGGCUGUACUACCGGUUGACGGGCGGCAAGCAGCAGACCACCAAGGAAUACCUGCUCGCUGACCGUCAGAUGUCAAUUCUGCCCGUCGCCUUUAGUCUUAUGACUAGCUUCAUGUCUGCCGUCACUCUGCUAGGUGUUUCAAUGGAAAACUAUCAGUACGGCACCAUGUUUGUGCUGAUUAACAUUUCGUACGUCUUAUCCACGCCAGCAGCCGCCUAUCUCAUUUUGCCCGUUUUCUAUCGGCUGAAAACUGCUUCUGUCUACGAAUACCUGGAAUUGCGAUUUGGAUACACCACACGACUCUGCGCCUCACUCGCUUUCACCACCCAGAUGACGCUCUACAUGGGAAUUGUGCUGUAUGCGCCAGCGCUGGCCCUUGAGGCCGUAACUGGUCUAAAUCAAACUUUCUCGAUAGUUGUCGUAGGUGUUGUGUGUACCUUCUAUGCCACUUUGGGCGGCAUGAAGGCAGUGCUUAUCACGGACAUUUUUCAGUCAUUGUUAAUGUUUGUAUCCGUGUUCAGUGUCAUCAUUUGCGCCACCAUCAAAGCAGGUAGUUGGGGCGAGAUAUGGCGCGUCGCUAGGGAAGGUGGCCGCAUUCAGUUUCUGGACUUCCGUGUCGAUCCAACCGUACGUCACACUUGGUGGACGCAAAUUUUUGGCGGCAUAGGCACAUAUCUAUCUUUGUAUGGUGUCAACCAGACGCAGGUCCAACGGAUGUUAUCUGUUCGUAAUCUGAAAUCAUCGCAAGCCGCGCUGUGGUGGAAUUUGCCAAUUUUAAUACUUUUAAGUUUCAGUACCUGCUUCUCUGGCCUGUGUAUAUAUUACUACUACAAGGAUUGUGAUCCGUUAUUGGAAGGACGCAUUUCAUCACGUGAUCAAUUGAUGCCACUUUUUGUCGUAGAUACAAUGGGAAACCUACCUGGUCUGUCGGGUCUCUUCGUGGCGGGCAUAUUUUCUGCAAGUCUGUCGACAAUUUCAUCAGCUAUCUCUUCGCUGGCUGCCGUCACCGUCGAAGAUUACAUGAAGCCGUUACUGCUCUGGAAAACUAAAAAGCCACUAAGCGACUCAAGGAGCACGUGGUUUUCGAAAGUCUUCAAUCUGAUUUAUGGUGCGGCAUGCAUCGGCUUGGCAUUCGUCGCCGGCUCACUAACCGGCGUUCUCCAGGCGGCGCUUUCCAUCUUCGGCAUUGUUGGCGGACCACUAUUGGGUCUCUUUACGCUCGGCAUGUACUUCCCUUUCGCAAACCAAAAGGGUGCAAUAACAGGACUAGUCACUAGUUUGACAUUUAGUUUUUGGAUAGGCUUUGGCAAGCCAAGGCCGGUACCGGCGACCUUAGAAUUGUCUACUGAAGGCUGUCCCGCAACGCAGCCAACAUCACAUAUCAGAGAUAUCUUCACAACUAUGGUAUCGGUGACAGCGACGGAAACAGAGGAGCCGCAUUAUUUCUAUCUGUAUCGUAUCUCGUAUAUGUGGUAUUCAGUUAUUGGCUUUCUCGUCACGUUGUUUGUGGGCUUGGUAUGUUCCUGGCUGUACGCCAAGCUAGGCUGGGACUCAAAUGCUCACAUCUACACUGACAGCGCGUGCACGACAAUUAAAUAUGACCUGUUUGUUCCACCUAUAGCCAAGCGGUUGCGCAAUCGACAAGUACCGACUGUGGUGGUGACAGGCACAAGCUCCGAGAUCGGUGGCAGUUCAGCGACUCCGAGCACCAUGGAGGACGAUGCGCCACUGCCGAAAAGUGCCACAGGCGCAACAGAGCUUAGAUUGCAAGAACUCGAAUGCAAUCCAAAGAAUGAAAGUGUGGCAAAUGCUGAUGUUAUUAUACAGAACGGCAGUGCACAAAAUGUGGCCACUACAGCCUAAAUACAAUUAAAUUUAUUCGUAUGUGAUUUUUCUUUUAAUCGGAAUUUAAACGGAAAGCAAAUUUCAAUUUACCAUUGAAUUUAAUUGAUUUUAAUAAAUCG
This is a messenger RNA of Anastrepha obliqua, 2646 nucleotides long. Its product is annotated as putative sodium-dependent multivitamin transporter. Bases 617 to 2545 code for a protein of 642 amino acids. Lineage: Eukaryota; Metazoa; Arthropoda; Insecta; Diptera; Tephritidae. The record is from RefSeq and is a predicted model, not a curated record. The transcript has a single exon. Gene Ontology annotation, cellular component: membrane. Gene Ontology annotation, biological process: transmembrane transport; sodium ion transport. Gene Ontology annotation, molecular function: symporter activity.